CUGAGAGCCCAGGGGGCAAGAGGGGCUGGCUCUCAGCCCCCGCCUCGCGGGGGGUGCCUCACCCCCCUGCGAGGGGGGUCCUGAGACCCAGGGGGGCAAGAGGGGCUGGCUCUCAGCCCCCGCCUCGCGGGGGUGCCUCACCCCCCUGCGAGGGGGGUCCUGAGACCCAGGGGGGCAAGAGGGGCUGGCUCUCAGCCCCCGCCUCGCGGGGGGUGCCUCACCCCCCUGCGAGGGGGUCCUGAGAGCCCAGGGGGGCAAGAGGGGCUGGCUCUCAGCCCCCGCCUCGCGGGGGGUGCCUCACCCCCCUGCGAGGGGGGUCCUGAGACCCAGGGGGGCAAGAGGGGCUGGCUCUCAGGCCCCGCCUCGCGGGGGGUGCCUCACCCCCCUGCGAGGGGGGUCCUGAGAGCCCAGGGGGCAAGAGGGGCUGGCUCUCAGGCCCCGCCUCGCGGGGGGUGCCUCACCCCCCUGCGAGGGGGGUCCUGA
Molecule: messenger RNA, 483 nt
Organism: Pongo pygmaeus (Bornean orangutan)
Lineage: Eukaryota; Metazoa; Chordata; Mammalia; Primates; Hominidae
Exons: 4
Source: RefSeq, a predicted model, not a curated record